Molecule: messenger RNA, 1407 nt
Organism: Rosa rugosa (rugosa rose)
Lineage: Eukaryota; Viridiplantae; Streptophyta; Magnoliopsida; Rosales; Rosaceae
Product: calcium uniporter protein 2, mitochondrial
Exons: 2
Coding region: 87-1172 (361 amino acids)
Biological process (GO): calcium import into the mitochondrion; mitochondrial calcium ion homeostasis
Cellular component (GO): mitochondrial inner membrane; uniplex complex
Molecular function (GO): calcium channel activity; uniporter activity
Source: RefSeq, a predicted model, not a curated record
CAUUGUUAAUUGCGCUUGAAAACCAGUUCAUUUUCUCUCUCUCUCUCUCUAAAACCAGAAAGCAAAGAAAGAGCCUUUUGCUAAUUAUGGCGUUCAAGAAAACCCUAGCCGAGCGCAUCUUCAAUAUCUCCAAGAUCUCGACCCAAACCCUCAGAAACUGCCGGAUUUCCUCGUCGGCGGUGCAUCUCCGGCCGGCGGCGAAGCCUCGGGAGGCGAGCAUCGCGCCCGAGCCGGGAGACAAUGCCAUUUUCCGGCGGUUCAUUCACAAGAGGGCCGGCGUCGCGAAGCCGGAGAUCUGGUCGGUCCCGAUCGGCGAGAACCUGAUGGAGAAGCUCAGGUCCGUAGGCAUUCCCGGGAGCCGGAUUCGGUUGGACGGUUUGGCUCCGCCGGCGCCGGCGCCGGUGCCGGAGAAGGAGAAGGUGUCUGCGCCGGCUGUCAUGGCCGGACUGACGGCGGAGGAGACGAGGAAGUUGUUGAGGGUGGCGCAGAUGGAGGCGGUGAAGGCGAAACUCCGGGAGGUGCGGAAAACGUGGGUGACGUAUUCGGAGUUUGUUGGGAUUUGCACGGAGGGUUGUUCGGAUCCGGAUCUGGGUCUCGGGUUUGCGAAAUCGCUGGACGAGAGUGGCUCCGUUAUCGUUUUGGGAAACGCCGUUUGCCUCAGACCUGAACAGGUAGCAAAAGCAAUCCAGGACCUCAUUCCCAUCCCUGGGGCCACUCCAAACGAUGCAAAAAUGAAGGAGCUAGAAGACAUGGAGAAACAGAAAUCCCUAAUAGACCAGAAAGCCGAUUCCUUGGUGCGCAGGGAACUGUGGUUGGGGCUUGGCUAUCUCGUUGUCCAAACAGCCGGGUUCAUGAGGCUGACCUUUUGGGAACUCUCAUGGGAUGUGAUGGAACCCAUCUGUUUCUAUGUGACUUCAAUGUACUUCAUGGCUUGCUAUGCCUUCUUCCUCAGGACCUCCAAAGAGCCCUCUUUCGAAGGCUUCUUCCAGAGCCGUUUUGAUGCCAAGCAGAAGAAAUUGAUGAAGGAUCACAAUUUCGAUUUGGGUAGGUAUGAGGAGCUUAGAAAAUAUUGUUACCCCUUCUCUUCUUCUUCAUCGGAGUUAGGCAACCCAUCAACUGCUUUUGAUGGAACUAAGAGGAUGCAGAUGAAGUUUGGUUCCAAUGUUCUAUAAAAUGAUUAAUUUACAGAGGCAACAAAAAAAAAAAUUUAAAUAACAAACCCCAAUUUUGCUACACCAAAACCGCAGGUUUUUAACUCUAGAAAUUUAGUCCCCCCUCCGGCUUUCUGUAAACAAUGAUAUGCAGAGUGUUUGUGUUUGUUGUUGUAGUUUUUCAUUUUUAUCAUAUACAUUACUGAUCACUCUGAUUGACAACCAUUUCAUGAAUGAAAUUAGUGUUGUUCCUCAA